Molecule: messenger RNA, 510 nt
Organism: Fusarium coffeatum
Lineage: Eukaryota; Fungi; Ascomycota; Sordariomycetes; Hypocreales; Nectriaceae
Exons: 3
Coding region: 1-510 (169 amino acids)
Source: RefSeq, a predicted model, not a curated record
AUGUCAGAUCACUAUGAUACCUUUCCAGUUCUCAGAUUGCUGAGUGGCUGGGGAGUGGUCAGUGGCCCUGGACUCUUUAUGGUCCGAAGUCUAGUAUCCGGCGUCUCAACAGCAACCGUCGUCGGCGUAGCAAGCGGAAUGGCAGGCAGCAUGAUCUAUGGCACAGCCGGAAUCCCCUUCAUUCUCGGCUCAUCAAUUGGCUUCGCAAUCGGUAGCUACCGAUGGUACAGAGUCGCUACUCACGAAGCCCUACUUCAACUAGAGCGCUACCCCGCACUGUUGCGACUGCAUAUCUGCUCCAACUUUCCCUGGAUACCAGACUUGCGGGACAAAGGUCAUGACUGGUACACUACUGACACGUUCCGUCGUUCUUGGGUCACGAGGAGUAUGUUGGUUGUUGGAUGGCUUUCUGCUGAAACGUCGUUGAGGGAAAUUAGGGAACGGAGAGAGGCGAGGCUUGUGGAGGAGUAUGUUGCUCGCGACGAUUCUGAGGAUAAAGAAGAACGUUGA